UCUAGCGGGGUCCCUGCCGGAGGGCCCCGCAGUGGCCGCGUGGGGCCUCGGGGUGACCGUGUGGGACCCCGUAGUGACAGCCUGGGUGGCCUGCGUGGGGCCGUGCUGUGGGGAUGAGGGUGACCGUGUGGGACAGCGGGUAAGCCUGUUGCGACCCGAGGUGGCAGCGCUGGCCCCGCCGGGCCACAGGGAGGCCCCGGCCGGCGCUGACAGGGCGCGAUCCGGCACGUCAGGUUAAUUGGGCGGCAUCCUUUUCGGCGUUAAUUGCGCAGAACAGCCCCCGAAUGUGGGAAGCUGCCCUGGGCCUGUGUCACCCUGACGACACCCAUGGCCGAGCGCCUUGGCCGGAGCGACAGGACCGUUUCCCCGCUCAGAUGUGCCCUCAGCACCCGGACCAGGAGCCCAGACCCGUGUGUCCCCUUGGUCCUGCGCUCCCCAUCGGCUCACGGAUGCAUCGCCGAACGAGGCGAGGGCAAACUCAGCCUGCGUGAGAAAACACGUGCCUCUGCAUCCAAGCACGCACACAGGAAUGCAUGGCGAACCUCAGGCAGGCUGCCCUCCCGCCCCGCCUCUCCUCGCCCCUGCACAGUCAUCCCAGCCGGCCCGGCUCCCCCCGGGCGCUGCCAGCCUGCCCCUGUGCUGCUAAUGACACAGCAGCCCGGCUGCCACGGGGACAACGUGACUCCAGAAGCUGCUGCCUGGAAAAAAAAAACAACUACACAACAAAAAAAAAACAACCAGCAGCCCUAAGUGUGCACAAUCAAGUGAUGAGUGUUUGUAUUUCUGAUGCUUUGAGGCCAGCUCACAACCCUCCCUCCACAUAAUAUUCAGGGUGGUUAGGAAGGGGUAGUUUUCUUUUAAUAGGACGGCGUAGUCACAAAGCUUUAAAGAAAUAAAUGAGUAAAUCGUCUAUGGUAAUAGCAACAUGCUACGAACGGGGCACAGUGACGAAGUUGAAGUCUAUUUUUAAGCCUGCCUGGCAGCAUGUAGGUGCAGACGAGUCCGUGACCCUUUCUGCUGUUCUGAAUCUAUGGACAUGGCCGAUGUCCCUGUCCCAGUUCAACGUCAGAGUUGUUUUUGCUCCCCAAUGAACACUAUGCGAAGACAGAGAAGCCUCAAGCUGUUUUGAAGAUUGUGCAACGAUGCUUGGGAGCUUACCUGCUUCUGCUUGAGCGCUUCCCUCCCUCACAGUUCACAAGAUGCGACAGGAAGAGAAAUACAACCAAAUCGGACAGCACUGGUAAUUGGACUCGGAUCCUUCGAAAGCCCUAGGGGUGAGUUAAUUCGUUUAGCUGAGGUGAUUUCACACCGGAAUGCAGGCUCCGAACAAGGACGGUUGCGCUCCCUGUGCCACCCAUAUGCAUGGUGCCUGCUCGGCAGAGCGGCUGCUGCGACAAAGAGCCAUGAGCCACUCCAGACACAUGGGCAAGAUCAGGAAAAGGCUGGAGGAUAUCAAGAACAAGUCCUCGAAGUCAACAAAAGCAGAUUUCAGCCACAACGAAAGCGUAAGGUUGGCCACUGAUGCCUUCCUGGAUGGUGGGACAGCCUCUUACCUGGAAACUUUAAGCAAAGAGGGGGAGGUGGAUUUCCUCUCCUCGGUGGAAGCUCAGUACAUCAAGGAUCACGCCAGGGAGUCUUAUUAUGCGCAGGAGUCCCUGGCUGGAGACGGGGCGGCUGCACCAAAGCAGAACGAUGCCGGCUCACUCCCUUCAGGGACCUACUUCCCCACCAUUUCUGACAGCAGCGAGCCAGCUCUGCACACAUGGAUUACAGCGGAGAAGCCCUAUUUAAAGGAAAAAUCCACCGCCACCGUGUAUUUUCAAACAGAGAAGAACAACAACAUUAGAGACAUCAUACGCCGGUACAUCAACAAGUCCACUCAGGUGCUGGCUAUCGUGAUGGACGUGUUCACAGACACCGAGAUUCUCUGUGACCUCCUGGAGGCAGCGAACAAGCGCAUGGUGUUUGUCUACCUGUUGCUCGAUCAUGGCAAUAUAAACCUCUUCUCGGAGAUGUGUGACAAGUUGCAAAUUGCUGAGGAUCUCUUCAAGAAUAUUUCAGUUCGCAGUGUUACUGGAGAGGUUUACUGUGCAAAAUCAGGCAGGAAAUUUUCAGGGCAAAUACAAGAAAAAUUUCUUAUCUCUGACUGGAAAUACGUGCUCUCUGGAUCUUACAGCUUCACGUGGUUAUGUGGCCAGGUUCACCGCAACCUCCUCUCCAAGUUCACGGGUCAAGUCGUGGAGCUGUUUGACGAGGAGUUCCGACACCUUUACGCGCUGUCCAAGCCCGUGAGGGGACCGAAGUCUCCGCCGCGCACCAUGCCCUUCCUGUUCCGCUGGGCGCCCCAGCGCAGCCUCCCCGACAGUGACGAGGGAAGCGCCAACACCCUGUCCGACCCCCUCAGCAGCCUCUCAGCCGGCAGCACCCACCAGACCAAGCAACCCCCAAGAACCCUCAUGUUCAGCAGCAGCUUCACACCCCCAUCACCUCUGCACAGAGUUAACUCCUUCCACGGCUUCGUCUCGUUCACUCCCCCACCACCACCAAAGGCCAUCCAGAGCAACUACUACCAGCCACACUACGUGUCGGAUAACUCCGCUGUUCUGUAUAACAACAUGAACGUUUACAGACCUAUAAGACUUAGACAGGAGGAACCGAACAGGACAGGGUUAAGCUCGCCCUGGAGAUGCCUCCACAAAGCUAACCUGUUUGCAUAAUAACCACCUUGUUUGGAAUUGCAAGGGAACGCAGUGAGGACCUGUUUAGCAAUCGCUUGCGUACUGAUGAAUAUAGAAAUUCUGUAUAAUACAAAAUGAGGAUGAUUUCAAGCCUCUUGUUUGGUUUUGCUUCUUGUGGAUGCUUCGUUUCCCUAAUUAAAAAGACAAGCCUGCGAACAUGUAGGCCUUGUGUGCAUCACAAUCCCAGGGAGAAGACACCUAAAUAAUGCAGCUCACCGUGCGACACUGCUGCUGCCUGUCACCUGCGCUUGGUAGCAUAUUUGUGCAGCAGUAGAUUUCAGCGUUAACUGUUUUUCAUAUGGCCACACACUUAAAAGUGGGAUCAGUCACAGUUUAUCACUCUGUAUUUUCUGCACUUGCAUAUAGAGACCGAGGGACAUUUCCGUGCCAAAUGGAGGCGAUGCCAGCAGCAGCUGUCUACCCUGGUGCUGUCAUCGCACUGUACUCUGGAUUUAGGACUCCUUAGGGCUGACAGGGAGGCACGGGUUCUGCCGCCACACCGUCUUAGAGCUGACAGCAUGGAGUGCGCAGCAAGGACAUCUGCUCACAGGCCUUCUAGGAAGGGACCUGCUGACCAUGACGGGGACCAAGACCAACAAUUUGGGUUACGGAGACCAUCCUGCCGGCACCGCACGCUCACUUCCACUCAUUAGCACCAAGGGGGCAUUCCAGCACAUGUUGUUACAAACCUCCAAUCCCACCAGCUCAGUUUUCCUCUUUGCGGAGCAGCUGUGUAGAUUCAGACUGAAAAGUGAAGCUGAGUAAAGAAGCAAAGUCGUACCAGUCACACGCUUUCCCAGGAAUGAGUCCCUUUUCAUUUAAUAGCACAUGCAUCUUAGAAAUCCUCUCAGUGGUCAUUUGAUGGAACGUUAAGUUAGAGAUAACGAUACUUUAUUUCGGAGUUCUUCGAGGUUUCCAAUUUUUGAAGAGAAACUAGGUGUCCGUAGUGCUCAUUGAAUACGGGUACAGAGGGAGUUACGGAGGUUCAGCAGCUUGAACCAAAAGCAGAAAAUCUUUCUGCCAAAUAAUCCAUGGAAACAAAAUAAGCUUCUGCAAGUGAAAGGCAAAAAAUAGUAAGAAAAUUCAUGAAACAAAGGAUUUCGAACCAAAUCCCAAAAUUACUAGAUGCCUAACAUCUAUUGAUUUAUCAGUAGAUACUACUUUUUACACCUGCUUUGUAUCAUCUUUCAUCUCACUCCAACAGAAAACAGAAAGCUGAAAAUAUUUGCACAUCUGGCCCAUUCUGCCUGACCUCACCUGCUCAAAAGGGAGAGCAAUUUCAUUAUUUAGUCUGCGGAUGAUGAAAAUUGCACGCGGCAGCAAGAUCUCAGGUGAGGAAAGUUUCUUGUCUUUGAAGAGCAGUCGUUUUGGAAGUGUACCGGUGAAGUUUACAGAACAUUUUGAAAGGAACAGGAUGGACACAUCCUGCUCUAGUUUUGGUGUGCACGUUUUUACCUGCGAUACCAAAUUUUGGAGUUCAGAAUAACAACAACCUAUUGCAUAUAAUUGUAAAUUCUGUACAUAGCAACAUUUUUCGGAUUCCUUGGGAAGAAGUGAAAGUUGAUUUUCGUUCCUAUGACAAUUCUCCUUAAUUAUCUAAAUAUAGCAGCCAUUCAAAUAAAAGAGAAGACUUUAAUUAAAA
Messenger RNA from Columba livia (rock pigeon), 4380 nucleotides. RefSeq names its product family with sequence similarity 83 member A (gene SACK1A). The transcript has 6 exons. Gene Ontology annotation, molecular function: protein kinase binding. NCBI's taxonomy places the organism in Eukaryota, Metazoa, Chordata, Aves, Columbiformes, Columbidae. Gene Ontology annotation, biological process: epidermal growth factor receptor signaling pathway. The record is from RefSeq and is a predicted model, not a curated record. Bases 1314 to 2717 code for a protein of 467 amino acids.